Ectocarpus sp. CCAP 1310/34 is the source of this 471-nucleotide messenger RNA. NCBI's taxonomy places the organism in Eukaryota, Phaeophyceae, Ectocarpales, Ectocarpaceae. The record is from the annotation of a GenBank genome assembly.
UUGAACCGUAUAGAACCGGCCGGUUGUUGGCUAAGACACGGUGGCGUCGAGAAAAUGGUUGGCUGGCGACUAGGUGCAAUUCAGCAAUUUCUAGGAUCGGUAGAGCCCAAAGAGCUUGGAAGCACGAGGCGCCAAACGAAUCUGUCGAGACCUCUUCAGCUUUUGGCGUCGGUGGGGAUGCACUUCAAGGAAAACUAUGUUGCCGUAACUGGGGGCGAAGGGGGCGUUUGCCCCCCAUGGGGUGGCUCCAAGCACGCCGACAUAGGGGAGCCUCGCGAGCGGGGAGAACCUCGACCCGACAACUUCCAGAAAUCCACUAGGGAUGACCGACCUGCCUCCCCCGAAAGCGAGAGAGGGGAGUUCAGCGCAGAUGGAAUGAUAGAGGGCGAGCUCGGUGUCCCGCGUAAGUCAUCUAGUGUUGUAGGAGUAGAGGGUGACGAUUGGAUGGAGACCGAGGAACAAAAUGAAUGA